Molecule: messenger RNA, 3141 nt
Organism: Plasmodium inui San Antonio 1
Lineage: Eukaryota; Apicomplexa; Aconoidasida; Haemosporida; Plasmodiidae
Product: DNA repair and recombination protein RAD54 and RAD54-like protein
Exons: 1
Coding region: 1-3141 (1046 amino acids)
Biological process (GO): reciprocal meiotic recombination; double-strand break repair via synthesis-dependent strand annealing
Cellular component (GO): nucleus
Molecular function (GO): ATP binding; ATP-dependent chromatin remodeler activity; DNA translocase activity
Source: RefSeq, a predicted model, not a curated record
AUGAGGAAGUGCCCCGGGAAUGCGAAGCGGAGCCGGGAGGACAGCCCCGACAGGACGUGCAUCACGCUGGUGCGGGCGACGCUGCUUCCCAUCCUGAGCAUCGAAAAAAAUGAGAAGACGACGCUGUUCCACCCCUUCAAGAACCCCCUCCCUGGGUUCAUCAGCGAUAAGAAUCUGUACGUUCAGAAAACCCUAGGCGCAAAGGUCAGGCGAACAGGAUGGAUAAAUCUCAUGAAGAACUCCAUCCCAAGGAGGUCAGACGAAACGGAAAUGAAUGAACAGAAGGAAAACGAAAUAAAAAAGGAUUUUGUGCCGCUAAUCUUGUACGAGGAUGAAAAGAGCAAAGUAGAAGUGGAUCCCAUUUUGGCUCAAUACCUGAGGGAACACCAGCGGGAGGGAGUCACCUUCGUCUUCGAGUGCUUAAUGAAUCUAAGGGACGAAAAAAUAAGUGGAUGUAUCCUGGCAGAUGACAUGGGAUUAGGAAAAACUCUUCAAAGCAUUUCCGUAUUGUACACACUUCUAAAACAAGGGAUCGAUAAAAAGCCAGCUGUUAGGAGGUGCCUGAUUCUAUGUCCAGCUAGCUUAAUCAAUAACUGGAAUGACGAAAUUAAUAAAUGGCUACCUGGAAGAUGCAACGUGACUUGUGUUAACGACAAUGCAAAGGAGAAGAUUGUGAGUAAGUUGGAAGGCUUCAAGUACGACCAUAAAUCGACAGUCAUCAUCUGCUCGUAUGAAUGCUUCCGUAUCAACAACGACUCGCUGGAUAAGUCCUCCAUCGAUAUGAUCAUAUGCGAUGAAGCACAUCGGUUAAAGAAUGACAAGACCAAGACGUAUAUGAGCAUCUAUAAGUUGGCUGCUCGGAAGAGACUUCUUCUUUCUGGUACCCCAAUACAGAAUGAUUUGAGUGAAUUCUUCGCUCUGAUUUCUUUGUGCAACCCGGAUCUCUUUGACGACACGAAUCUGUUUAGGAAGAAAUACGCCAAUCCGAUUCUCAUUGGAAGGGAUAAAGACGCAACGGAGAAAGAACAAGAAAUUGCAUCGGAGCGACUAGCCGACCUGUCAACCAUUACAAAUAAGUUCAUUCUAAGGAGGACAAACAAUUUACUCUCUAAAGUGCUGCCCGUAAAGUAUCUAAUUAAUAUAUUUAUUAAGCUAAAUCCCAUCCAGGAAGCUCUGUACGUUCUUUUUUUAAAGGACAAGCGGAUACUGAAGAACGAUCAGAGCACCACCAAGGUGAAUGUUCUGAUGAAUAUGAAGAAAUUGGAGAAGAUCUGCAACCACCCGCUGCUGCUUAAUUCGAAUGAAAUCAAGGACGUUGGGAAGCUGUCCCUGGGUAAGCUCAUUGAGGACGCGGCGAAGGAGCAGGAGAAGAAGAAGCCAGACCGGGGCGCCAAGCGGGGGAACGUAGGAAGUGGAGGCAGCGCAGUUGGCGGGGAUGACGGAGCAGCGGCGGGGAGCUCCAAACAAGGAAGCAACUCACAGAGGGACCGCGAUCGGGACCGUGACCGCGACCGCCGAAGAGCCGUCGAAAUGGACUACGACAAACCGGUGAAGAAGCUGCUAGAAGAAUGCAGAAGAGACACACACAGGUCCUACUACAACAUGUCGUGCAAAUUCCAGCUGCUCCACUUUCUCCUAAAAACGAUCAAACAAAACACCACAGAUAAGGUAGUCAUAGUAAGUAAUUACACACAAACCCUGGACUAUAUGGAGAUCCUAUGUAAAGAGAACUUCUACAAGUUUGUCCGCUUAGAUGGCGGAAUCAGCAUCAAAAAAAGGCACAAGGUUAUUAAUGACUUCACACACUCGUCUGAUAUUUUUAUAUUCCUUCUUUCGUCCAAGUCUGGAGGGUGCGGCAUCAAUCUUAUCAGUUCGAAUCGCUUGGUCCUUUUGGAUCCUGACUGGAACCCUGCGAAUGAUAAGCAGGCUUUAGCGAGAGUCUGGAGAGAAGGACAAAAGAAGAUCUGCUACAUUUAUAGGUUGUUCUGCACAGGUACCAUCGAUGAGAAAGUGUAUCAAAGACAGAUAAGUAAAGAUGGACUCUCCUCCAUGAUUGUUACGAAUACGAACUUAUCCAAAGAUCAAAUGUCCGACGAAAAUGUGAAGAAAAUCUUUAAUUACAAAAUGAAUACUCUUUGUGAAACCCAUGAUAAUAUUCAAUGCACUAGGUGCACUAUUAGAAAUUGCCCCGAGAAAGACGUAGAAAACUUCUCGGAGCAGUUGGAAGAUUUUGAGGAAGAUGAUGUCAACACCUGGGCACACCAUCAAAAUGUAGAGACUGUUCCUGAUGAGAUUCUAGUCAAGGCUGUCAAGGCCGCUACUGAUUAUAAGAUUAACGAGAUGAGCAACUUUCCCGUUUUGAAGAAACUAUCCGAUUUGUUUGUUACCUUUACCAUGAGCUGCAAGAUUGAGUUCCGCGACGACUUAAUUAAGCAGAAGGCGCAGAAGGCCCAGCUCAAGGCGCGCACGGGGCACUCCGACGCGGCGCCGGGUCGCGAGGAGGGUGAGCUGGACCAGGAUGAGGAGGCGGAUUAUGAGGGGGAAGACGAGGAGGAGGACGAUGACGAGGGGGACCAAGAAGAGGAGGACGAGGAAGAAGACGAAGAAGAAGAGGACGAAGAGGAGAAAGAGAAGGAAGAGGAGGAGGAGCCUCCGCGCAAAGUGGACUACAAACACAAACUGAUGGAAAAAAUCAUGGAGUACCAAUUCGCGCAGAAAAAGGAGAAGGGCGAGGGCCUGGCCAAGAAGAAGUCCGAUGAGGCCGCCCAGGCGGGAGGCGACGCAGAGAAGCCUGCGCUGGCUAGUAGCACCUCCCUUCAAGGGAAGGAUAAAAUCAAGCGGGAGGACGAUAACCAGCUGCCACCCAAGGAGACUCAAUCCAAGGAGACUCAACCCAAGGAGACUCAACCGAGCCAGAAGCAGGACGGGAAAAUGAGUAGCAAGGCAAAGGCCAAGUCUCAGGAGGAGAUCGUGAGCGAAGUGGAGGACACCGCCUCCAUGCGAGUCACCCGAAACAUGAGCCAGAGGAAUUUGAUGGAACUCCUGUCGCAGGAUGAAGAGUCCAAGGUGACUCUCUACACAUCGGAGGAAGCAGACGCCUCCGUGGAGAAUGCGAGCACGGACAGUUCGUACUUCAUGUGA